Molecule: messenger RNA, 828 nt
Organism: Panicum hallii
Lineage: Eukaryota; Viridiplantae; Streptophyta; Magnoliopsida; Poales; Poaceae
Product: chromosome partition protein Smc-like
Exons: 3
Coding region: 1-828 (275 amino acids)
Source: RefSeq, a predicted model, not a curated record
AUGGGUCCGGAUCCGGAGGCCUCCUCUCCGCCACGACCCGAAGCUGCCCCCCAGAAGGAGGCCGCCAAACCUGCUGCAGCGACAGAGGCAGCGGCAGCAGCUCCGGACGUCGAGGCCGGGUCCUCACUAGCUGAGCCAGCAGCUGAAGGGGCUGCUGCCAUGGCGGAGGCUGCAGUGCCAGAGGCAGCAGGGGCGGCGGAGAUCACUGCUCUGGAGGCCGCGGAGGCGGCGGCACCGGAGGCAGCGACAUCGGAGGGAGCAGAGGCGGCGGUACUGGAGGAGGAGGAAACAGUGGUGGUGCUGGGAAGGUGCCUCCUCCCAAGCACGGAGGUCCGCCUGGGCGACCGCAUCAACUCCAUCUCCGCCCGCUACGCCGAGGAGCGUGCCAAGCUCGUGCUGGGGCGCGAGCUCCCGCGGGAGGAGAUGGAGCAGGCCCGCGACCGGGAGGCGGCUGCGCUCCAACGGGAGAAGGCGGCCACGUGGCGGGAAGCGGAAGCCCUUAAGCGGCAUAUCGCCAUGGAGGAGAAGAUGUUGGCGGCGGCAGACAGGGAGCGGACCGCCCGAGAGCUGGCGGCUCAGGCCAAGAAGGCGUCGGCAGUGGUCGAGGUGGAAAAGUCCGCCCUCACAGAUUUGGCGGUGGCGGCAGCUAAGAGAGAAGAAUGGCUGGCCGCCCGCGAAGCAGAGGAGCUACUGGACUCCACCGCCAGGCGGCUACAGGACGUGGAGGCCGGCAUACAGGACCUCCUGGAGACAGAGGGGCGAGCAGUUGCUCGGGGGAUGGCUGAGUACAUCCUCACCAGCUUUCAGAGCCAUGACCCCACCGUCUAG